Molecule: messenger RNA, 948 nt
Organism: Chaetura pelagica (chimney swift)
Lineage: Eukaryota; Metazoa; Chordata; Aves; Apodiformes; Apodidae
Product: cytosolic 5'-nucleotidase 1A-like
Exons: 6
Coding region: 1-948 (315 amino acids)
Biological process (GO): nucleotide metabolic process; adenosine metabolic process
Cellular component (GO): cytoplasm; cytosol
Molecular function (GO): nucleotide binding; magnesium ion binding; 5'-nucleotidase activity
Source: RefSeq, a predicted model, not a curated record
AUGGCAGAACCUGAAAGCACAGUCAUAAACACAGACGUGGAACAGAAAGACCCUAGUGAGGCACUGGUCAUUGCAGUGACCACCAGAGCCAUCUUCAACCUGGAAAAGGAGCACAAGCUUUACUUGGAGAAGGGCAAGGAGGAGUACACAAGGCACCAGCAGGCCAACCAGGACACACCCCUGCCACCGGGCACAGCCUUUGCCUUCAUCCAGGCAGUGCAGUAUGUGAAUGAGAAGAUCCUGGAGAGGAGCCCAGCAGAGAAGGACCUCUUUGACAUCCUGGUGCUCUCCAACAACAGCCCAGAGAGUGGCAUGCGCAUCAUCAACAGCACCAAGCACUACGGCUUGGAGAUCUCCAAGUUCUGCUUUGUCAGCAGUGAGGACUCCACGCAGUACCUGAAGUCCCACAAUGUCAAGCUCUUCCUUUCAGCUGACAGGACAGAUGUCUGCAAUGCCCUCCGGAGAGGGGUCUCAGCAGCACUCGUCUUCCAGCAGGAGGUGGAGGCCCCCAGCACCCCACUCCGUGUGGUGUUCGACGGGGAUGCCGUGCUCUUCUCUGAUGAGACAGACCAGGUCUUCCAGAAGCAGGGGCUGGAAGGGGCACUGCAGUAUGAGCAGGCAAUGGAGGCUGUGCCCAUGGGAGAGGGUCCCUUGAAGGCUUUUGCCAUGCACCUUGGGAGGAUGCGCAAGAAGUUCAGCCAGGAGGAAUCCCCCAUCCGCACCUACCUGGUGACCGCCCGCAGCGGCCGGGACAUGGGCAUCCGAGCCAUCAAGACACUCCGGGAGUGGGGUCUGGCCAUUGAUGAGGCUUUUUUCAUGAGUGGAGCUCCCAAGGGCCCUAUCCUUGCCCAGAUCCAGCCCCACAUUUUCUUUGACGACGGCCUUCAUAACAUCCAGGGAGCUCAAGACAUGGGUGUACCCUCUGCCUGGGUCCCUUCCUGCUGCUGA